Musa acuminata AAA Group (dessert banana) is the source of this 1534-nucleotide messenger RNA. Its product is annotated as mannan endo-1,4-beta-mannosidase 1-like. Gene Ontology annotation, molecular function: mannan endo-1,4-beta-mannosidase activity. The transcript is spliced from 5 exons. Lineage: Eukaryota; Viridiplantae; Streptophyta; Magnoliopsida; Zingiberales; Musaceae. Bases 2 to 1393 code for a protein of 463 amino acids. The record is from RefSeq and is a predicted model, not a curated record.
UAUGAGGUACGUCACAUGGAGGCCUGACAAGCCUAACCCUUGUUGGUUGUGCUCAGGUUAUCCUUUGGGUGCUCUGCACCAGCUGCAACUUCUACCUUCCAAUCAGGGCUUCCUCUACCUGCAUUGCCAUCUCAAGGGAGGGAGAAGCAGCAGGAAGAAGAGAGAUAUGAGGAAGCUGAGGCUUUUAUCUGUCAUUCUGCUCCUGCUGUUGGGUUCACAUCAUGGUGUUGAGGCUGCAGGAGGGUUCAUCGAGACAAGGGGGCUACAUUUUGUUCUCAAUGGGAACCCAUUCUUUGCAAAUGGCUUCAAUGCCUACUGGAUGAUGACCCUGGCCUCAGAUCCUUCUCGAAGAGACAAGGUCUCCUCUGCUCUGAGUGAUGCCUCCAGGCAUGGCCUCUCUGUGGCCAGGACUUGGGCUUUCAGCGAUGGAGGGAGCAAUGCCUUGCAGAACUCCCCAGGAGCUUACAGUGAACAGAUCUUUCUGGGGUUGGAUUUUGUGGUGUCUGAGGCAAGAAAGUAUGGCAUCAAGCUCAUAUUGAGCUUGGUUAACAACUACGAUAGCUUUGGAGGGAAGAAGCAGUAUGUCCAAUGGGCAAGAGAUCAGGGGGAGAACAUUGGAUCUGAUGAUGAAUUCUUCACCAACCCUGUUGUCAAAGGUUACUACAAAAGUCAUAUCAAGACUGUUGUCACAAGAGUCAACACCAUAACUGGAGUUGCCUACAAGGAUGAUCCAACAAUCUUUGCUUGGGAACUCAUGAAUGAGCCCAGAUGCCCCUCAGAUUUGUCAGGGAAGAGCAUACAGGAAUGGAUCACAGAGAUGGCUGCCUACCUGAAAUCCAUAGACAACAAGCACUUGCUGGAAGCUGGUCUCGAGGGGUUCUAUGGUGAAUCAUCACCUCAGAAACAAUCCAACCCCGGCUUUCAAGUUGGAACUGAUUUCAUCUCCAAUAACCAGAUUCCAGGAAUCGAUUUUGCCACCGUUCAUUCUUACCCUGACCAAUGGAUACCCGAUUCGAACGAUCGAUCGCAGCUUUCUUUCUUGAAGAACUGGCUAGAUAUCCACCUCCACGACGCGUGCGACGUUCUUCAGAAGCCAUUGCUGGUGACUGAGUUCGGAAAGUCUUGCAAGGAUCCCGGCUUCAGCAAUGACGAAAGGGAUGCAAUGUUCAGAACAGUGUACUCCAAAGUAUAUUUGUCGGCUAGAACUGGUGGUGCAACCGCAGGUAGCUUGUUCUGGCAGCUGCUGGCUCAAGGGAUGGAUUCAUACAGAGAUGGCUAUGAAGUCAUUCUAGGUGAAUCACCAUCCACGACAAGAGUGAUCACGCUCCAGUCUCACAAACUUCGAACCAUUGCUAAGCUGAAGAGGGCAAAGGCCAUGAAAGGCAAACACUAGAAGGCUGCAAACAAGAGAAAGGAUGCAGGACACUGAGCUAGAAGAUGACUGCUGGUUUCAGCCAGCAUGUAGAAGGAUUUUGUGUCCCUUCUCAAGCUUGUAAUCACAUUUCAUACCAACAAAUUGGAAGAAGAAGAAGAA